AUGGCACCAAAUACAUCGCGUUACUGGAAAAAAGGAGCAUCGGUUAAAUCAGUCAAGUCACUGAACGCCUCGGUUGCAAAGAGUCUUCCAAAACAUACCAGUGCGAUUGCGAGAUCGUUUGCUGCAUUCACCCGGUUUUUGCUUGGUUAUGAAGAAUCAACAAAGACCUAUCCAACAAAACCAACCAAUCAUGAGCUGAGCCUUCUACAUACAGCCACCCAGGAUGAGAUCCUAUCCGACCAGCGAAUCUUCCUGAAUUUAACAGUUGAUAUGACAGAAAAGACAUGGAGUCCAUUCAAGGAGUUCUUCAUGGCUGAUCUCAAGACUUAUGGUGUCUCUCGAAUGACCUUUGAUUGGGAUGCAAGGGACACUCGCGGUUGGAAUUGUAUAGUUGCCGUCCUUGUUGGAAGCAUUGGAGUACUUCGGUGGCUUCGUGGGCGAGCCGAAGACAUCCGUCUCAAUCGAUUGGACUCAGAAAAACUUUGUCGAAAAGAACAGCAACGAAAGAAAAGAGUAGAAGCAAAGCAGCUUCUUCCGGAUUCAGAUUGCUGCUCGGACACAGAAUGGGAUCCUGAAGAGAUCAAGUACGAAUCUUUAGGUGUGCCAUGGCGCAGUCAGCAAUAUAGCACACUUCUUCAUCGUAUAGAUGAUCUAUUGUAUCAUUAUAAAGCUUCAGUCACCGGGGCCACUGCAGUGUCUCGACGAUUUGAUCAGUGUCGUACAAAAUCAAAAUUGGAUAAUCCUAAGGCUCCUGUCUGUGUUGGACUUCCAAGAAACUUCGAAGAGGAGCUGGCUGCAUUGAAAAUGAUUCCAGUUUCAGGUUUAUUAAAUUCUUUACCGGCAUUUAUAGAUUCAUUACUAGGAAAUUGA
Molecule: messenger RNA, 870 nt
Organism: Melampsora larici-populina 98AG31
Lineage: Eukaryota; Fungi; Basidiomycota; Pucciniomycetes; Pucciniales; Melampsoraceae
Exons: 5
Coding region: 1-870 (289 amino acids)
Source: RefSeq, a predicted model, not a curated record